This is a messenger RNA of Aspergillus alliaceus, 1438 nucleotides long. RefSeq names its product TFIIH complex kinase subunit CCL1. The record is from RefSeq and is a predicted model, not a curated record. Lineage: Eukaryota; Fungi; Ascomycota; Eurotiomycetes; Eurotiales; Aspergillaceae. Gene Ontology annotation, biological process: regulation of transcription by RNA polymerase II; regulation of cyclin-dependent protein serine/threonine kinase activity. Gene Ontology annotation, molecular function: cyclin-dependent protein serine/threonine kinase regulator activity. The transcript is spliced from 2 exons. The coding region runs from base 128 to 1396 and encodes 422 amino acids. Gene Ontology annotation, cellular component: transcription factor TFIIK complex; nucleus.
GGGAUUCAAACACAAGCCAUCUUAUAAUCAUACAACCCCUUAUUAAUCGAAGGCUUAAUAGCCCUAUUUGCCAUCCAUUUUACAGACUUAAUCAACCUCGAUAUAGACGCACCCUCGUUCACCCACCAUGAUCGAGGACGAUUUCUACCGCUCCUCAUCGCAGUUCCGACUUUGGUCCUACACAGAGUCCUCCUUAAAAUCCCUGCGCGCGGCCACAAAUGCGAACGCCAGUGAGCGCGUACGAUCUGCGCUCCGGAAAUCACGAGGGGCGCAACAGUCAGCCACCUCGUCCGCAGCAGGAACGCCGGCAGCACACCAGAUUGGGAGCGAUGCAGAUAGCAAAACAGGCGGGGAAGAUGCUGAGGUCGAGUGCUUAACGCCGGACGAGGAGCAUCAGCUGGUGCGAUAUUUCUGUGAACAGAUCAUAGAGCUUGGGGAGAUGUACAAACCUCCACUCCCAACCAUAGUACGGGCCACCGCAAUCCAAUACCUCCGCCGCUUCUACCUAACCAAUUCCCCAAUGACCUACCACCCCAAAUCCAUCAUGCUCUGCGCCCUCUUCCUCGCCACAAAAACAGACAACUACUACCUCUCUCUUCGCCAGUUCGCAGAAGUAAUCCCCGGCGACACGACAGCAGAAGAGCUCAUCCAGCCCGAGUUCCUGGUCAUGCAAAGCCUCCGCUUCACUUUCGACGUCCGCCACCCCUUCCGCGGCCUAGAAGGCGGCAUCAUGGAACUCCAAGCCAUCGCGCAAGGCAUGGGCCAACCGUCACCACACUUCCCAACCCAAACGCCCGACGACCUCAAACGCAGACUCCACUCGCUCCCCCCAUCCCAAACAGUAUCCUCCAUCAAUGACCGACUUGCCCGCGCACACCACACCACACGAGAGACCCUCAAAUCUGCCGCCCAAAUGACAGACGCUUACUUCCUCUACACACCCUCCCAGAUCUGGCUAGCGGCAUUCAUGCUCGCAGACCGGCCGCUGGCAGAAUUCUACCUCGACACAAAACUCGGCGGUCCUGUCGCGGAGGGCCAACAACAAGAAAAUCCCCUCUACCAGCUCCGAACCAAGCUCCUCCGCACCUUAACUGAUUGCUCUAACCUGCUCCAAGCGUAUACGCCCCUCGCCUCGGAUCCAGACCAAAAGAAGAACCUAAGACGCAUUCGGAAGAAGCUCUACCACUGCCAGAAUCCGGAGAAAGCUGACCUAGCGGGCCAGAAGCGUAUCCCUGCGGCUGCGGCAGCAGCAGUAGCUGCAGCCGGUGACCCGGCGACGUCCGAAAGCGAAAUGGAGCGUCUUGCAAAGAAACGGAAACUGGAAGGAGGACAGCCGAAGGAUAUGUUUGGGGGUGAGCUGGUGACGCAGCGGACCAAGGAGUCGCAGCCUCAAUAGCAGAAAAAUUAUAGAAUUAUGGUCGGUAUAUUAUUAGAUGAG